CAAAAACAAAAACAAAAACAACACACAGAGCCACACACAGAAACAGAGGCUGGGAGAAGAAAUACAGAGACUUCUCUCUCUGCCAUUCUUUUCAAUUAUGGCUUCCUUUUUACUCCCUUUCCUCUCUUUCUUUCUCUUCGCCGCCGUUUACCUCGCCGAUUCUCAAUCCUUCAUCGGCGUCAACUAUGGCCAAGUCGCCGACAAUCUUCCACCACCGUCCUCCACCGCCAAUCUCCUUCGCUCAACUUCCAUCGCCAAAAUCCGUCUCUACGGCGCCGAUCCACUCAUAAUCAAAGCCCUAGCCAACACCGGAAUUGGAAUCGUAAUUGGCGUAGCUAACGGUGACAUUCCUGCCUUGGCUUCCAAUCCGAAUUCCGCUGCGCAGUGGAUCAACACCAAUGUUAAUCCUUACUAUCCGGCGAGUAAUAUCGUGCUCGUUACCGUCGGAAAUGAGGUUAUGUCGUCGAUGGAUCAGAAUUUGAUUUCGCAGUUAGUUCCGGCGAUGCAGAAUGUGCAGAAUGCGCUGAAUUCGGCGAAUCUCGGCGGGAAGGUGAAGGUGUCGACGGUGCAUUCGAUGGCGGUGUUGAGUCAGUCGGAUCCGCCGUCGUCAGGGAGGUUUAAUCCGGUGUUUGAACAGACGAUGAAGGCGGUGGUGGAAUUUCUGAAGGAGAAGAAAUCGCCAUUUGCCAUAAAUCCUUACCCGUUUUUCGCGUACCAGAGUGAUCCGAGGCCUGAAACGCUGGCGUUUUGCUUGUUUCAACCUAACUCGGGACGAGUCGACUCAGGAAGUGGAAUAAAGUAUAUGAACAUGUUCGAUGCUCAGCUUGAUGCAGUAAGGUCUGCCUUGAAUGCUCUUGGUGAUUUCAAGGACGUUGAGAUCAUGGUGGCUGAGACGGGGUGGGCGUAUCGCGGGGAUAGCAAUGAAGUUGGACCAAGUGUGGAAAAUGCAAGAGCUUACAACGGCAAUUUGAUUGCACAUCUUAGAUCAAUGGUGGGUACUCCAUUGAUGCCUGGAAAAUCAGUGGAUACAUAUAUCUUCGCUCUCUAUGAUGAAAACUUGAAACCUGGUCCCACCUCCGAACGAUCGUUUGGGCUGUUUCGUCCCGAUCUAACCAUGACAUAUGAUGUCGGACUCUCAAAGAACAGCCAGACUCCAACAACUCCAACAACACCAGCCACCCCAUCGCCGGAACCGACUGCACCUGCUUGGUGCCUGCCAAAGGCAGGCAUUCCUGAUGAUCAACUUCAGUCAAAUCUCGACUACGCUUGUGGGCACGGUAUUGAUUGCGGGCCAAUCCAACCAGGGGGUGCCUGUUUUGAGCCAAAUACUGUACAUUCACAUGCUGCUUAUGCUAUGAAUCUCUACUAUCAAUCACUUGGCAAGAAUCCAUGGAACUGUGAUUUCUCACAGACAGCAAUACUAACAUCCACAAAUCCUAGUUAUAAUGCUUGCACGUACCCAGGAGGAAGUACCUAAGGAGGGAGAUCAUAUUUUGCCUUUGAGUUCAGAUUAAGAAAAAAAAAAAAAAGGAAAAAAUAGUUUCUCCAAUGCUUAGGUAUUUUAUGAUAUUUGAAAACAAACAAAUGAAGCAAUAAUCUAACUGGCCUACAAUUUGCUAUUGUCCA
Benincasa hispida (wax gourd) is the source of this 1626-nucleotide messenger RNA. Its product is annotated as glucan endo-1,3-beta-D-glucosidase-like. Gene Ontology annotation, molecular function: hydrolase activity, hydrolyzing O-glycosyl compounds. Gene Ontology annotation, biological process: carbohydrate metabolic process. NCBI's taxonomy places the organism in Eukaryota, Viridiplantae, Streptophyta, Magnoliopsida, Cucurbitales, Cucurbitaceae. The record is from RefSeq and is a predicted model, not a curated record.